This is a messenger RNA of Porites lobata, 10270 nucleotides long. The record is from the annotation of a GenBank genome assembly. Lineage: Eukaryota; Metazoa; Cnidaria; Anthozoa; Scleractinia; Poritidae.
AUGGCAGCAAAACUUACCGUCUACAUCACAUUGCUGUUUCGUCUUAGUUUUAUAUUCAACAGAGUGCUAGCUCAACAAUGCACUAAAGGUGGAUCCGAGUCAUCCAUCUUCGGCUGGAAACUGCAAGGACAUGUAUACAGGACAACGAUGGCUAAUUUCGGGUUUGAAUGCGUACUAAUCUGUCGUCAAGACAAGAGAUGCCAAAGUUUCAAUUGGGUUAUCUCUACCAACAUGUGCGAAUUCAGUGAUAGAACCAAAGAAGCCAGACCGGAGGAUUUUGUUCCCGAUCCAGACAGAUUUUACUACAAACGAGGCAUGAAUCGAGGUAAACUGAACUCGCACGUUGAUGUAGGAAAACGAAGCCCUACAGUCAGAAAAAAAGUGCCAUGUCAUUAUACAAUUACCGUAUUUAUGUUUUGUAUACUAAUGUAGAAUACCCGCGCAAGUGAUCCACAAACGAGUCUUCCUGGUACAUGCAUUAGAAGACAAUAACGUUUCAAAAAAGGCCCCCAGAAUGGAGACUUUUGAAUACGCCGGCUUCUCGUUUACGUGCGGACGGGCAAAAAGCGAAGAUUUUCGCAUAAAAUGAUCAUAUUAUACCCCUAGCUCCAAGCAUUCUCUGAUAGGGAUACUAAUCGUAUUUCCAUCGUUUUAGCGUUUUCGUGUGGACCGACACAAACGAUUCAUCUACGCUAAGUAUUGCCGUGUUUUUUUUUUUUUUGAAAACGAAGAAAAAAUCUUAGGAUAUCUUAUCCGUUUCGCAUCAGUGAUUACACGAAUUCAGAUCGUUGUAUUUUUUUCACUCUAGGACUCAAGUUGGUGUGUUUGUUUGCAUGAUUGUGGGAAUCGUUUAUGAAAAUGACAAUCAUUGUUAUAUAGCUGGACCUUUUCUCCCAAAAGCGCGCGCUGUCAUUGGCUACUUCAAGGUCACAUGACAUCUAACAAUGCAACUGUUUCCCGCCAAAAUCUCUGAGCGGCAACGUUGCAAAAUCUAUGACCUCAGAGGGUAAGAGUGGACUGUUACCCGCCCAUGCGGACCGUUGACGACUGCAGUUACAUCGAGGAUUAAUGAAUUUCCAGCUUCAAAAUUUCCAGCUAUAUAGCAAAGCUUAACAAAUCACCCCUUGGCCCCUUGGGAAACAGUUACUUUUGUUUCCCUCGCUUCUCAAUGUUUCCCUCAGCGAACACUGAGAUUCUCGGGAAACAAAAUUACUGUCAGGACUAGUCAUUAAAUAGAUUUAUUAUGUCACCUUUUCAUUGUAGCACCUCUCGGUUCUAUUUCUGAGCUUCCAGCGAAAACGUGUAAAGAAAUUAAAUCGAGUGAAGAACAAGCGGUGAGCAAAAAAUACUGGCUAGGCACCAUAAAGCCUGGUAUCCCUGUUCUGGCUUAUUGUGACAUGAACACUGGAGGUAAGUACAGUCGAACUUUUCCUAAUGAGUACUUACGUACCACGUAAACCUCUCUAUUGCGUCGUCUAAAACCCUACCGAAACAGGAGCCGAUUUAUCGUCUCCUGGCCGAACAGAGUAUAAUUUACAUUCUAAUCGAGAACAAUUCAGCUUUGUAUUAUUCUAUGAAAAAUAUACAAAUAUCCGUUACAAGCGCAUUUUCUCAAUCUGGGUGAGCAUUUUGGGGGUAAGACCCCUCUUUUCUCCACUAACGAGCUCUUCAGCCAAUCAUAUCAGAAUGUUUUACUUUCAAUUUGAAAGGGAAUAAAUGCCAUUUAAUAACUUUACAAAGCGUCCCCAUUAUUUAUUUCCAGUGAUUUUCAGCGCCAUUGUAAAAUACAAACCGAUAACCCUGACAAGUUAUAAAUGCCUCAUUGGCCAAUCAGAAUGCGCUACAUUAAUGCUCUUGUUGUUUAUUCAGAUGUUGAUGAGUGCACCUCUUCCCCGCCUGUCUGUGACGUCAAUGCCCAAUGUACCAAUACCAAUGGGUCCUAUGCCUGCAGGUGCAAGAAUGGGUUCUCUGGUGAUGGGAAAACGUGCCAAGGUUUGUGAGUUGUAGAGCCGACUGCUAUUUCUCAAUAAGCAGACGAUCCAUGGUAAUGUGAAAUGUUCCCUCUGUGGUUUAUAGGUGUAAAUUUGGCAGGAAAAAGUGAAAGUUAAUCUCGACAUGAUUUGGCACAGACGUUCGGUAUUUUAUAACGCCACUGUUUCACUCAAGUUACUUGUUUAAAUCAGUCUAUACUGAUCUGAUGACAUGACUUGUCUCGUGCAUGACCAAACUUCACGUUCUUGACCACAUAGCCUAAGAUGAUGUGGAUUAGUCUUCUUUCGAAAAGACAUUUAAAUUGAUUUUGCCUCACGCAGGCCUUUGAAGCUUCAGUGUACUUAAAACACGUAGGCACUUCGAAUACAAUUAUUAGGAAAAGACAGGAAUCUAAUUUCUUAUGUCUUUCAUUUACAACAUAUGAUUCCCAUCUUCUAAAUUCAUAGUUAACUUUACUUCUAGAGUGUUUCUUUUUUUAUUUAUUUGUUUAUUAAGUUAAUUUGGAAAAAUUGGGAGUUUGAGAGCUUAAAAAACGACGUUUUUGAGCGUCUAUAAGAGUAAAGACACUUAGCGAUAAAAUUUGGUAACGUCAAGGUAUAUUAAAAGAGAAAAAAACUCACAUCCGGUUGACGUGCUUCGCUCCAAAACGUCGCUGCUUUAACUCCCUAUGACUAGUCUUGUUCUCCUUAAACAGACAUUGAUGAGUGCAGCGCCGUUCCCUUCAUUUGUGAUCAAAACGCCAACUGUCAGAACAAUGAAGGCUCAUAUCUUUGUUCGUGCCAAGCUGGUUUUACUGGAGAUGGCAAAAAAUGCCAGGGUAAGAUAAGAAAACUAUGCUUAAUAACUAUGGAUUGUUCUGUCUUGUUUCCUUCUGGUUACCAUUCUUAGGCCUUGUGCUCUACCAGUUAGCUACAAGGGAUCUACACUUAUGGAAGAAUGAGCUAGGUUCAUAUGACGCAAGGUUUACGCAAGUGCAGGUGCGAGGGAAGUUGAAGGUGUUAGGAAUAGGGCCUGGGCUCGAGCUACAGGACGCUUAGUCUCAACCACACACCGACACACUUGCCGAUAGACCGCUUUGUCUCACGUGUUCAGAGUGUCGAUAGAUGGCAUGCUGGCGAUAAUAUAAACGUGAGGGUGAAUCUAAGCCUGGGGGAUACAUGAAAAUAAUAUAUACUUUUCCUUCAGUCAGUGACACAGGUGACUUGGAAAAAAGGGUUUUCGAGUUUUCCCAGCAGAAGCCUACAUAAGUCGGACCUUCCCUCCCCACCCCCCAGCUCCCUUAAACACACAAUCAUCAUUCCCAUAUGUUGUCUAUUCCGUUUAACAAUGAAAACAAGCCAGAAUCUGGGUGUUUUCGUUGAAGACACAAGACACGAGUGGUAAAACAGGGAGUACCGUGUAAGUCGUAACCCUCGUACCACCCCGGGAGGGAUCCCCCUUUCAUUUUUGUGUUGGUCAACUUCCUUGAUUUUAUCAGAGACCUUUCUAUUCAAGUAUUUUUCGCUUUAUGUCUACUUUGAGUGAAAUUUGGGUUCUUCCAAUAAAUUUAUCAAUAUGACGUCAUAAUGACGCCAGAUUACGUCAUUGUGUCAAUCAAGUUAUGCCAGAAGUUGGAAAUGAUGAGUACAUUAUUGUGCAUAAUUUUAGCAUCGGGGGGCUCCGAGGGCCCCCGGUCACAGGAAGCAAUAAAAGCCCGUUUUGAAUAGGGUUAAGAUGAGAUUCUGGCACACGGUACAUUACUUUGUUGCAUGACAUGUGCUUAUGAAAAGUUUACGAAACGAAUCGUAGCUUCUAAAUCAAGCCUACAAAUUGCGAUUGUCUUAAGACGGUUGAUUUCGUACGCUACAAUUCAAGCUGGAGGUUUAGUGAGACCAUCGUAUAUAAGAAAAGGUCUAUCCGAGGAAAUCGUCUUUUAGUAGUGACUUGAAGUUUCCUGCGAGCAACCUAUUAUUUAUAAAGGAGACACCCCAUUGGACAUCGAUCGCACUCCAGUUUGAUCUUAAUUUAUUCACAGAUAUCGAUGAAUGUAGCAUUGUUCCCUCCAUCUGUGAUCUGAAUGCCGACUGCCAAAACAAUAAUGGCUCUUACCUUUGCUCGUGUCAGCUUGGUUUUAUUGGAGAUGGAAAAACAUGCCGAGGUAACAUGGGAAAAUAAAUUAAAAUACAUUUUAUAGAUAUGUUUUGAAGCUUAAUCCAAUAAUAGGGAAAGGAGUUCAACCCGGUCACUCAUGUUCGCUAAACGACAAUCUCUUUAGAGGUACUCGGUAAACCUAUUGUAGUCCAUUACAAACCUCUUUGCUUUUUCUUAUUUUCUCGUUUUUUUUUUUUUUUGUCGCUGUCGUGGUUGCUCGAGCUCGCUGGCAGCAUUGCCACGCAAAGCAAUUCUUGAUAUGCGACGAUUUCCUUGAAAAAAUCGACGGUUUAAAUUUGUUGGUAAGCGCGCGACAAAAACGGCGACCACAGGUUCACAUAGAGAGGCUCAAUUUUUUGUAAUAAUAUAUGUCUCCAAAUACUUUUAGUAUAUUAUGGAAACUAAACGUAAAAUUCAGGAAUAUAUUACCAGAACAUCACAGAGAAUCUCGACAGUUAUGCAAACCUAACAUAGGUUUGCAUAAUCAAAAGUGAUGGCCUUUUUAAGGUCACCACUAAGUCUUUGCCCUCGGGAACAGGGUUCUAGGCGUCAAAUCUAUUAGGCGAGAGCAAAAUUGCAGGUGAACUUUGAUCCAAGUCAAGACUUCUGGCCGCGGUUGUUCAAACGCUGGAUAGCGCUAUCUACUGGAUAAAAAUCUAUCCAGCGGAUAAGUAUUAGGAAAACCAAUUGCGCCAUCCACUGGAUAGAGAUUUAUCUAAGUGGAUAGCGCUAUCCAUCUUUCAAACAACUGUGCCCUGGAAUGAUGCUAGUCUCAUCUUUCACACUGUUGACUUUACAUCCGGGAACUUGAAUAAGACGAAUGUAAGAGAAAAGUCUAGAGUUUUUUAUCUGUCAAAAGGCCGGGUUUUUCGAAUUAAUUGAUGAUAUUUCGCUUGUGUUAAACGUGAAAAGAUUAUGCAUGGUUGUGGAUAGACUUAUCAGAGCUGCGAAAGUGUGGUUGUGUUAUUUCCGGAUGAUGUUGACAGGCAGAACUCAGGUAGGUGGUUUUGUGGUUGAUCUAUCGCAGUUGUUGGAAUAAAAUGUUCUGUACAAGCCAUAAAACGACGGCGUCGGUGUUAAGCUAGCCUGUGAAAACAGCCGUUUCCCCCAGCUCCUCGCCGCUGGGGACGUUUCGCUAGGAGGAACGUCUGCGACAGAAACUCCAUACCUGUGUCGUAAAAUCUGUCCAGAAUCCGGUCAGAAGCGGUGAUUGGUCGACGGAGUAGUUACAUUAUUUUAGCUAUUGUGUACGACUGACAGACAAAAGGCAAAAGGCCACAGAGGUCAAAUAUAAACACCAUGAAUCUCUAACAAAACAGUUAAUAUUUAUGGAAUAUAGUCUCCUCUAGAAAAAGCAUUUGAGUUUUGCUGGAGCUCGUUCGCAGAUGAACACAACUCUCAACCAAAAUUGACCAGAAGAAACGUAAAAUUGAACAAAUUUGCAUUUGGAACCCCAUGACUACCGGAUUUAUUGCAUUCGACGAAGGAGAACGCUUACUAUUAGUGUACCGUACAUGAUGUAGUAACCGUUCCAUAUGCCAUGCGAUUUCACGGUUUGGACGCCAUCUUGGACCGGCCGGGCACAUUUUGCCUCGAUCUCAUGUGUUCAGUUCUUCUCGCCCAGGAGCUGGUAUCUAUCAGUGUGACACUCCUUCGCAGAUGAAACGUUGGCGAUUUUUGUUUACUACACGUUUGUUUAUAGUUUUUCUCGCAGUUUUCAAUUAGUAUUAUUUUUUAUAUAGGUCAAUUUCCAUUCUAAGAUAAUCGGAUAUGUAGAUGUCAUGUUAACAAUGUGUUCUGCACACUGUAUUUGUUUUUAUGAAUUCAAGCAAGAUCAGCUUAGAUCGACCUUAAAAGCUAUUUACGGCGUUGUAUUUGCUUUUGCUUGUCACCAUUUUUGAAAUAUAUAGAUGUACAAGAAGUUCAAUAGUGAAAGUUGACCUUUUCAUCUCACUAAUUGCGGUUGCGUUGUAUUUUGAAAACAGUGCUAAGUAGGUGAGUCGUGUUAACCUAGUGUCACGCAACAAGGGUUUAGAGUGAUACGCUUAAACUUUUCAGAUAACUUUAAUUUUCUGUAGCCCAAUUUUUAGUCAAUUUUAUUGACCAUCCUACUCUGCAAACGAAUAUCCUGAGGAUCAUAGUCAGUGUUUGACCUGUUGUUACUUACAUGUACUUGACUUAGAGGUUUAGCUAAGUAAAUAUAAAAAGUACAGUACGCUCUUGCAUUUUUGAGGAAAAAUGAAAUAGUAACGAAUUGUAAAGUGGGAGGAUAAACAAUAACAACGAUAAAGACAGCUGCUGACAUUCAUAUUGAUAAAAGCGUUUGAUUUUGAUUUCUCGAUGUUACAAGCCCAUCAGGUUUUGCACCCGCUACCACUCAUUACCCACCCCCCUCCCCCCUUCCCCAUCGAACGCACUCCCCUAAUUUGCAAUUAUUACUAGUUAAGUAAACAUUGAUUUACGUCAUCAGUAUGGAAUUUCUGCUGCUUAGACGCAGACGUUCCUCCGCGCGAAACGUUCCCAGCGGCGAAGAGCGAGAGGAGACGACUGUUUUCGCAGGCUGGUGUUAAGCUUACUAGGUGAUUUGUGCCUUAGAAAAACAAUUCUCGACUCAGGAAAACUGGGUCUUGGUCUAGUUUCAGCGGGCUCUUGGCUUUGAACCAUAUAAAUACGGCCGGUUUUUGUAGAUCAGAAGGUGAUUAUGAUAUAUGUACAGGAGCCAUGGCUCUUGAUAUGUAGUAUGUUUCAAUGUUUCAGUGCUGUCUAUAUGUUCCAUGCGAAAUCCUGUCAUUUAUCUUCCCGAGAAAAAAAGAAGUGUUUUGCUAGCUAUUUAAGUUGUUAUGUAAGCCUUAACCGCGCACUUUUUGACUUCAAGUCACCUCAACUGUAAAAUUUCUAGACCGAAAUGACACCGGUUUGAAACUUCACGGAGUCAGAUUACUUAAUCGAAGGGUGUAAUUUGUAGGCUGCAGGUUGCAGGUUGCAAGUCGCAGGUCGCAGGUUGCAGGUCAGAAUUUGAAGAACAAGCGAACGGUCAACGCUAAACUGAUUUUGAGAAAAAAAAAACCGACUGUUUGGCAGUCUGAAGUCCUAACGUCUUUAUGGCGCCACGCAAAACCAGAAAUAUCUUUAGUCCCAGGAAAUUGUUAGUUUUUGUGGCGGGUCACUCCAACUAUUAACUUAAAAUGAGAGAUUAUAUGGACAGAAGGGUUACCCCACCUACAUGGGGUCCCCCACCUACAUGGGGUCCCCCACCUCCAUGUAAACAGGCCGUUAAUCUCUCUAAAUGUAUAAUGUCACUCGACGCUUAAAAGACACUUUUACACGACUGAGGGCUUAAGUUACAGGUGAUUUGAACCUUCCCCCUAAAUUUUUUUGUCGUUACUCUCACAGUUCCAGUUCCAAUAGUUACAGCGUCAAGCUCCUGUGCCAACCUGUUGGUUAGCGACACUUCUAACGUGAGUGGAAUAAUUCAGUCAAGUUUGGCACCGACAUACCCGAACAAUAUCAACUGCCAAUGGCAUUUAUCAUCAAAUACAACACUGGAACUAGUCUUCUCCAUUUUCAAAACCAGAGCCUCUGAUUACCUUAGUCUGUACGAUGGCACGUCGGCCUCAUCGAAUCUCAUUGGCAGAUUCAGUGGAGAAAUUUUGCCUGGACCUUAUGCCCUCAGUACUACCAAUAAUCUUUAUUUGACGUUUUCAUCGAGUAGCGCAGGAUCAACGGAUUUUGGAUUCAGAGCUCGAUACCGAGGUGACUUACCAUAAAAUUAUUUACUUUUCAACCGGACCACCAUGAUUUUGAUCACUAUGUAAAGUUCAAAUGGGAAUCAAUAUAUUUAAAUGCUCAUGGUUUUGCCGCUCUCCUCUGCAGAGGCCUCUUUGUGUCGAAGGGAGGCUGGGGAGAAGGAAAAAUGAAAGCGCGCGGGGUACUUGGGAUACCAGGCGGGAGGCUCAGUCUGUGAAGGAGACAGUGGACGCUUUCCGAUCUAAUCAACCAAAACUUUCGAAAAUUUGGAAACAACGGCAAAUGGUACAGCCUUUUCCGGAAAAGUUUCCAGAAGUUCUGGAAACUGUUGAAUUUCCAAAAUGCGAACCAUUCAAUCAAAUAUUCUAGAAAUUCAGGGAACAAAGUUGAAUGGAAAGAAAACUUCUGGGAAAUUUCCGAAAAUUUGAGUAUACCUCGAGAGGUUUUCCUCUUUUUUGGAAAUUUUGCCAAGUGCUGUUCCAUUCGCCACUGAAAGUUGUCGAAAAUUCAAACCGAACGUUUUGGUUGAAUGGAAAUUAAAGCUCCCAGUGGUGUUGCCACUUGGCUUGGUCAAAUGCGUUGUGAGAUUUGGAUGUGCUUUCACACGAUAACUUGUUUUGUUUAAUUUUUGUCAUUUGAUAUUCUUAUAGAUUUAACAAAGAGUUAAAAGACAGCAAAAAAUAAGGCCGUUUUUUUCCUUCGAUAAAGCGUGAUUUCCUUCAAACCUCUUUAACGUCUGGAUGGCUUGCUAAGCUUCCAUCGAGAUAUCGUGCUACAUGUAAAAUAAAAUAAUUUGGGGGGAGUAGUUUUUUCAUAAGAAAACUUCCCGCAAGAUAAAAGUUGGUUGGUUUCUAGCCUGCAAGCAUGCUCUCUAUUAAAGAAGUCGCGUGAAGUCACGCGUGCAGUAGGCGAAAGGAGACGCUAGAGCGGGGAAAGCUCCUCGCGGUUUUGCCACUCGCUUGGGCGUUCUCUCUCGGCUCGCCUCGCUCGCGAGUCUUUAUAAACAUGGAGCUUACUUGCAGGCCAUCCAGUUUCCUGUCAGAACGCCACUAAGAUCAAAUUAAUACAUUACAAAUAUGAUUUACAGGUAUAAACUUUAUCCGAUCUGGAAAGCGUUAGUCUUCCUCGCAGCCGUUUUUUGGAUUAAAAAAACGGCUGCGUGAGAGAGUAGGAAAGUGGAGCCCCUAUUGAGUCUUAACCCGUGAAACAAUUAACUUCGAAGUAACGCCUUUGACGAAAAAGAACUAAAAGAAGCAAGAAAAAGAACUAAAGCACGCGAACCAACGUAGAAGUAUCAACUGAUCCUGCCAGCAGAUAACUAACCGAACUCAAUGAAAAGUAUGGAGGUCUGUUUAUGCAGAUUCUGAACCAUUCUCGUCUCAGAGUUGCGAUCUUUUUGGUCAAUGCCAGGACUGGGAUCGACCAAAAUGAUUACAGCUCUUAGAAAGAAUGAUUCUUCCGAAUCUGAGAGCUGUCAACUGACUUUUGUUCUGGAUGGCGUUUAUAACUCUAUGAUAGAAUGACGGCAUCACAAUUUUCUCAAUUCAGUAUUGUCGCUUGCUUUGUGACUUUUCACAUUGAUUUUUAUGACCUGAUUAGCGGCCGCUCGUGUAGUCACGUGAAAAGCGACUUUGCUCGUAUCGGUAGGUUAUCAGAUUUUUAUCAUCAACAGGGGUCCGCACGCUCAACGCUCCGCUUUGAUUUUUUACUCUUUGUAUCUUUCUCUGUUGCUAAUUUUUUAACAAUCGUUUUAUCUCCUGUGCCGGAAAAUUCAGCUAUCACUACUGGUUCCCUUCGUAUAAACAACGACACACUAUCAACUGGCAGAGUAGAAGUCUUCUAUAGCAACCAGUGGGGCUCAAUAUGCGAUGAUUCUUGGGAUUUAAAGGACGCUAACGUGGUUUGCAGGCAACUUGGUUUCCCAAAAGCGUCUCAGUUCUUUGGAAAGGCCCUACAUGGGCAGGGUUCUGGACCGAUUUGGAUGGAUGAUUUGGCGUGCUUAGGAAAUGAAACGCAUAUCUACCAUUGCAGCCACAGUGGGUGGGGAAAGGAGAAUUGUGGUCAUCAUGAAGACUCCAGUGUACAGUGUUUCCCGAUCCGUCUUGCAGGGGGAGGACAAAAUUAUGGUCGCGUUGAGGUCUUUUAUAAAGGGAUCUGGGGCACAGUUUGUGAUGAUGGCUGGGAUAUCAAUGAUGCUCAAGUGGUUUGUCGCCAACUUGGUUUUCGCAACGCCUCCUCUGCGCCACAGAGCGCAAAAUACGGUCAGGGAUCUGAUCCUAUCUGGUUGGAUGAUGUCGGCUGCAAGGGAAACGAAGCUUCGCUGUUUGACUGCCCACAUGCAGGAUGGGGUAUUGAGAACUGUGGUCAUCACGAGGACGCUAGUGUAGUUUGCAUCACUUAG